GUCCGAUAGGGUGCGCGCAGCUAUGCUUAAUGAUAAUCACUCCCCGACGAAUUCUUAACGCACAUCCGAACGGAUCUAUGCUCGUUAAUUUGUCGACGUUGUGAUUCGCGCGUUCGAUCGGAGAACACGAUCCGCGACAGACUCGUCAAUCGGAAGAUAUGCAUCCCUCGUGGAUCAGCAGAAGCUCGGUGUUGCUAUCGGCCACCAGCUCUCACGUUCAACGCAAGCAUGCAUCUGCUCGGAGGAACUUAAUAUUAGUCUGUUCUCGAGCUUUGGAAUCGCACAGCGCUUGGACGCAACAGAAACGAUUCAGACAUGACAGCAAGACAAAGUUGGCGCAUAUGUCGUUAUCAGGGGAUAUUCCUCUGUUGGACAAAACCGUAGGUGUAGUACUAGGAGAAGCAGUGAAAAGAUGGCCUGACCACGAGUGCAUAGUGUCCGUCCACCAAAAUGUUCGCCUAACGUUAGCGAACGUUCUUCGUCGCGCCGAUUGUCUAGCAGCUGGUCUUAAGAAACUGGGCCUGAAACGGGGCGAUCGUCUGGGUAUAUGGGCUCCCAACGACAUCGAGUGGUACAUAACCUUCAUGGCCUCCGCCAGGGCUGGCCUGAUCACCGUAGCGAUUAAUCCCUCUUACCAGAUGAGCGAGAUCGUCUAUUGUUUGAACAAGGUGGGCACCAAGGCUGUGAUAGCGCCCGACAGCUUCAAGACGCAGAACUAUCCUAACAUGCUGCUCGAAUGCCGUCGAGUCUGCCCUAGUUUGGAGCAUAUAAUCAUCUACUCGAAGGAUCACGUGACAGGGACGCGUCGGUUCGCCGACGUGGAGCAACUGGCGUCCAAGAAGGAAGUAGAGGCGAUCGCAGAAGAACAAGGAGCGAUAUCCUGCUUCGAUGGAUGUAACAUACAGUUCACCUCGGGGACCACUGGCAAGCCUAAGGCCACGAUGUUGUCAUACAGGUCUCUAGUGAACAACUCGAGACAGGUUUCAGCAAGAACGUACGACCCGCCAGGCAUAAAAGCUUGCAUGAACGUUCCUUUCUUCCACGCGUUCGGUAUGACCAACUGCAUGGUUUUGCUUCACAAGAACACCACUCUCGUGCUGGAAUCGCGCUCAUUCAACCCCGUGACCUCCGUGGAAACAAUAUUGCGCGAGAAUUGCGAGGUUGCAUAUGGGACACCGACGAUGUGGAUCACUUUGUUGGACGUCUAUCAGAAACUCCAGCUUCCGCCUACCAAGCUGGUAGCUGGGUACACAGGAGGUUCCCCCGCAUCGCCACAUCUCUUCAAGAGGAUUAGAGAGACUUUCCAUUUCGAACGCAUGAGGACGAUAUACGGCCAGACGGAGGCCACCGGAGUGGUGUUUCAAUCGUUGCCCGAAGAGGACACGGAGUUGACCGACAACACGGUUGGAUAUAUGCAAAACCACUUGGAAUUAAAGGUCGUGGACAAUAACGGAGCUAUCGUGCCGUUCGGUACCCGUGGAGAGCUCUAUAUCCGCGGUUACAGCACCAUGGUCAAGUACUGGAACGACGAAGAGAACACUAAGAAGUCCUUGACCGAGGACGGUUGGCUGAAAUCGGGGGACCAAUUCAUUCUACGAGAGGACGGUUACGGUGUGAUAGUUGGCAGGAUCAAGGACAUGGUGAUUCGCGGCGGAGAGAAUAUCUUCCCGAAGGAGGUCGAGGACUUCUUGAUGACGCAUCCCUCGGUAAGCGAGGCGCACGUUAUUGGGGCUUACGACGAGGUCUACGGGGAGGAACUUUGCGCGUGCGUGAGGCUCAACGACGGCAGCCGUCUCACCAAGGAGGAAUUGAGGGAUUACUGCAAGGGGAAGAUCGCUCACUUCAAGAUUCCGCGUUACGUCGUUUUCGUUCAAGAGUACCCGAAAACGUCCAGCGGUAAAGUGCAGAAAUUUUUAUUGAAGGAGGAAAUGGAGCGUAAGGGUGAGAUUCCCACCGCUCCAAACGACUCGAUCACUUCCGCUGCUGCGGGGAACGUUUCCUCCAAAUAGACGACAAUUGCUGCAUCUUCGAUGAAAUUACCGUGCCGCGUUCGAUUCUUUCUGCUCGAUAUAUGCGCGCGAUGUGCCUCGAAAUACGCAGGACAGUUCGAUAGUAAGCGAUUCUUGGUCUCGGUUUUGGGGGGAGGGCAUCGAUUUCGGGGACAACGUGCACACGCGACUGUAGUCGGGUCGAGAUCGACUGGCCGUCCAAAUCCACUCGUAAGCCACCGGUAAAUCACCAGGGAAGCUAAACCGUAUGGCCGAGAUUAACGUAUCGGUGAUCUCGAAUGGUCAAUUGAUCCCGUUUCAACUUUGAACGCUCGUAUCGUGUUUAUACGUGCAGUGUUCCGAGUUCCACGCGAGAAAACAGCAUUUCCCGGUGCAAGUCAGUUUUAUACACGGAGAACGAACGCUGUACCCUCUUCACGGAUAUAUCAAUUAGGAAUCACUCUUCUCACGGGCGAACACUCCAAACAAUAAGUGAGAAAUUAUAUUGCUGACGUAUUCUUGUUCCUUAUCCAGAGCGUUAUCGUACACGAUGAUAAAAAGGUUCCAGCUGCAGCGAUAAACCGUAGCGAGCCGCGUUCGCUCUGUCAGAGGACGCCACUUAUCCGUGCGUCGAGUGAGCGUCGCGACGCAGGACUCGGUAAAGUAGAGAACCCUUCGAAACAGCUGAUUACCAUCGAGUUGUUGGUAACGAACGACAGCGUUGAAUGUUGGUAUUAUAUUUGGUCUUUCUACAGUU
Messenger RNA from Hylaeus volcanicus, 2745 nucleotides. RefSeq names its product medium-chain acyl-CoA ligase ACSF2, mitochondrial (gene Acsf2). Gene Ontology annotation, molecular function: medium-chain fatty acid-CoA ligase activity. The coding region runs from base 159 to 2009 and encodes 616 amino acids. The record is from RefSeq and is a predicted model, not a curated record. NCBI's taxonomy places the organism in Eukaryota, Metazoa, Arthropoda, Insecta, Hymenoptera, Colletidae. The transcript has 8 exons. Gene Ontology annotation, biological process: fatty acid metabolic process.